Fusarium keratoplasticum is the source of this 891-nucleotide messenger RNA. Its product is annotated as Amidase. Gene Ontology annotation, molecular function: triacylglycerol lipase activity; acylglycerone-phosphate reductase (NADP+) activity. Gene Ontology annotation, biological process: phosphatidic acid biosynthetic process; triglyceride catabolic process. The record is from RefSeq and is a predicted model, not a curated record. Bases 1 to 891 code for a protein of 296 amino acids. Gene Ontology annotation, cellular component: lipid droplet; endoplasmic reticulum. The transcript has a single exon. Lineage: Eukaryota; Fungi; Ascomycota; Sordariomycetes; Hypocreales; Nectriaceae.
AUGACGACAAAACGAACAAUUCUCUUGACGGGCUGCUCUGAUGGCAGUCUCGGUUCUGCCCUCGCCAUCGCCCUUCAUAAACGCGACUGGCGCGUCUUUGCCUCUGCGCGCAACCUUUCAAAAUUGACGGCCGUGAAGAAUGCAGGAAUUGAAUGCAUUCAACUCGACGUUGGUUCCGAAGAGUCAAUUGCUGCUGCCGUCGAACACGUCAAGCAAUUGACUGGCGGCUCUCUGGAUGGACUCGUCAACAACGCCGGCACUGGCUACAGCAUGCCCAUUAUUCACAUCGAUAUCGACAAGGCUCACGACUUGUUCGAGCUCAACGUCUUUUCCAUCAUUCGUGUCACUCGGGCGUUUCUACCCCUGCUGCUCAAGUCGGACCGGAAUCCCAUCAUCGCCAACAACACCUCAGGAUCAAGUCUUCUCGGCUGUGCGUUGCCUUUCCAGGGAGCCUACGGUGCUUCCAAAGCUGCAGCAACCAGCAUAACUGAGAGUCUGCGCAUUGAACUCGACCCUUUUGGCAUUCGUGUCAUCAAUCUCUUGACUGGUGGCGUCAAGUCAACCUUUCACGAUAAUUCGCCCCAUCCUGUGCUUCCCGCAGACUCGAUCUAUAACCUUGCCAAGGAAGAUAUCGAGGCCACAAUGUCCGGAAAGGAGAAAGGCAUCGUCAAACCUGAUGCGACGGCGUGGGCGAAUCAGGUUGCUGGAGACCUUAGCCAGCGCAAACCACCGUACCUGGUGUCGAGGGGAGGAAAAGCCGGCACAGCUCGACUCGCCACUUUGCUUCCUAUUGGCUUGACUGAUAGUACCAUGAAGAAGAUGGCGGGUAUAGACGUGCUUGAAAAGAAGAUUCAAGAGAAGGGUGGGUUGGAAAAGAUUAAGCAGUCUUGA